CCCGCCCGCUUCGCUGCGAUGACGGCAGUCGGGACCUUUGGUUUAUGCCCAUUCAGCUCAAACGGGCCAUUUCAUAUGCCCGCAGGCUCAUCAUGCUGGUUGCCUGACCAUCAUAUUUAAUCAAAAGCCAGCUCUUCCUCUCUUCCUCAUAACCCCCGCCCACCUGUACAUUGCCCUCACCAUGCCCUCCGUUUCACCUUCUCACAAGACGGAUGAGCGCUCCCGCGGGCGGGGCCCGCGUCUCAUGAUGGCUUUAUUCUCUUCAUGGGUACUUCCGUCGAAAAGCUCGUCCCCAUCGAGGAAGUCAAGCUCCCCCAAGCAUGGGCGCUCUCCCACCUCAUCCUCAGAGUCAAGCGGGUCCACAGCCGACUAUGGGGGGAGAGUUCGAGCAGGGUCAGGCGCCGAGCCAUCCGCCCGCGUGCCCCAACAGCUGCACAAGGCACCCGCGACGAUUGCGUCUCGCGCUGGCCGCGCAGAGCAAGUACCGCUCAACGCAGGAUUUUACAGUCCAGAUUCUUCCAUUCCAACGUACGGGCGGCCAUCCAGCAGCCACCGACGUCCUGUACCUCCAGGCUUGUCCUCGUCGCCCCACGUUCCCUACGAUGUACCACGUCAUUCGUUCGAUUCCCGUCCCGGAACCAAGGAUGCCAGGCACCUUGAUCCAGGCGUGUACCCUCCCAACCGCGCUCCACCUUCACUCUCGGCAAAGCCGAUCCAGCUUGCGAAGUCUACACCCAACCUCGGGGCGGUGCAGGCGCCGACUACUGCGCCUCGUAAUAUCCCACGCAAAGCCCCACCGCCAUAUCUGCCACCCUCCUCCAACGCACAUGCACCUGCUGCGAGCGAGCCAUCUCCACUCCUCUUCGUGAGACCAGCAACCACUGCUCGCCCUGGCUCCAGCAAUGGUAGGCUUCAGUCGGGCCCCAAUGGCGACAGACCGAGCUCAGCCGGGAGGGAUGGUCCGCGGCCAAGUCUCCCUGUCGGUCCGCCCCCACAGGCGCGGCUUAGGCCAGAGAUACGUCACAAGAAGUCCCACUCGACCGUCCACGAGCGCGAAGUGGUCGAAGACGAUGACCUUCCCCCUCUUCCUCCCCCACAACAUCGCACUCUUCCCAUGCCUCAUCGUGAGGGCCUCCAACCUCGUCCUCGCACUUCGUCGAGAGUGGACGCGCCCACCAAGCCGCGCUCCAAGCGAAGGCAUCUUGCUGUUCGCCCUGCCACCGCGGACAACGCCGACAUCAGUAGGAAGAAGCAGAGCUGGCGCGGCCAGUGGAACGUGGAUGACAUCGAAGAAGUGCGGAGGAGGCUUCGCGAGCUUUGAUGACAAGACAGUCCAUGUCAUUAGAGUCCGCCGGACGAGUGAUAGAAUAGAUACAUGCUAUACGUGCUAUUGGGUAUGCCAUGUCCUCCUGAGAUAUACAAGGAAAGCCGAAAGCCAUUGGUCUACACACCAAAUCUAUCGCCUAAGCAACUUGUUGAGCCAUGACCCGCUAACGUUA
Schizophyllum commune H4-8 is the source of this 1499-nucleotide messenger RNA. RefSeq lists its product as uncharacterized. The transcript has 2 exons. The record is from RefSeq and is a predicted model, not a curated record. Lineage: Eukaryota; Fungi; Basidiomycota; Agaricomycetes; Agaricales; Schizophyllaceae. The coding region runs from base 182 to 1321 and encodes 379 amino acids.